Mercenaria mercenaria is the source of this 3897-nucleotide messenger RNA. RefSeq lists its product as uncharacterized. Bases 156 to 2774 code for a protein of 872 amino acids. The record is from RefSeq and is a predicted model, not a curated record. NCBI's taxonomy places the organism in Eukaryota, Metazoa, Mollusca, Bivalvia, Venerida, Veneridae. The transcript has 9 exons.
UAAACCAGAUUAAAACAUUUGCACAUGCGCAGCGAAACAGGAAGAGUGAUUAAUGAUUAAUUAUUAAUGGCAGUUAAACAUGUCGGAACACAGCCCUGGAGUUUAACUCCCAAAUUAAGCGUCUUGCUGUAACAGACAGGUUGUUAGUCCAUAGCAUGAUGUCUGCGGAACAGAAAGUGAAACAGAUACACACAAGCCUUCUGACUUCCAUUUCGGAUACAAUGGUAGAAACAGACAAAGAGUACGAGAACUUCAUUAUCCAUAUGGGUGUAUACGUUGAACGUGGCCUUAUUAUGCAACAUAAAACGUUUUUAGGAAAACUGAGCACUCUGGAGAAAAAGGCAUUUCUUGGACCUGGAAAUUAUAAAUUUCUUAAAGAAAUAUGUAUUAAAAGCGGGAACAAUUACCUGAUAGACUACAUAGAGACUGCUGAAAAAGAAAUUAUGAAGGUUCGGAAGGAAUAUGGAGAAGGAGCCCUAUCUGGAUCCAAACAACUGAAGGGUGUGGAUGAGUCAUUAGACACUGAUGAUGCUACUGAAGAAGAAUCAACACAUAUUGAGGCUAGUAAUCUGCAUAUUGAACAACGUUACCAAGACAGUACACCUAGAAAACGGCCUACUUCAGACUUGUCUGAUCUAGCCCAUUCUGGGUCAAAACAAGCAAGGAAUGAGUAUGAAACACAAAAGGCGGAAGGGCGAUGUUACCAUACUAACAAAGACGUAUCAACCACUAUUGAACCUAUCGAUGUGCAGGCCCAACAACGUAUGCGACAGAGUGUACAUAGAAAACGGCGCUCUUCAGACUCUCCUCUACUAGACACGUUUAACAGUCCUACGGAAAAACAGCAGUACAAUAACUGGGUUUAUGCUGGACUAUUGCUUAAAUGUGUUCUUCAAGUACUUUCGCCUUUCUGCAAUGAUAUUGUAAACAAGCAGCACCGUGUGAUAUUAAAUAACGUGAAACGAAAACACAACAUUAAGAAUAUAGAGUGCGGCGGGUGCAUCUUGUGGAACCUUCAACCAGACCACGUUCGCACAAAAAGAACCCAUUGUCCGUUUGGUCAAUCCAGAUGUAACUGUAUGUUCCCGCGGGAUAAAAUACCUUGUCCAAAUUAUGUAUGUGGCGCUAUAUACGACGAGAUAAUUAAACUCCAUACCCCCCAGACACCAGGACCAUACUGGGAGAACACAGAUAUACAAAAAUGGUGCACAGAUCCAUGGUCAAUUGCUAAAUGUUUCAUCAGUCAUGCAUCUAAAAGCAUAUCAGACACCGACAUUUCUGGAAUACUACAACUAAUUGGCAACAACAUAGAGUUUCAUAACCAUAUUACAGAAAUGAAUCGUAUCACGAAGUUACGUCAGUGGAGAAACGCAGUAGCCCAUUCCCCUACUAUGGAGCUUGAUGACAAGCAACUCGACAUAUUGUUUGAGGAUAUAACAACCUUAUUAGAAAACGAACAGGAACUCAAGACCAGACAGGAGACGGAAGACGUUAUGAAGAUAUUGCAAGCUCUCAAGGAGAACCCUUUCGAAAUAAACACAAAAGCUGAAACUGAAGCUGUUUCUGAUGCUUUGGUGUACACAAGACAAAGUAUAGAGGACAUAUGUCAGAGAAUUGAAGAUUUACAAGAAUAUCUAACCAACAAAACGGCAACAAAUAAAGAUAGAAGUUGUUCUGAACAACCGUAUGCUUCCAGACGAUUUGAGUCGUUAGAAACAAGAGUCAGACAGCUGGAGCGUGAAAUGGAAGGCCUGAAACAGGCCGAAAUAAAGCAGUUAACAAAUGCUGAGGCAAUUCUAGAUAAAAGGUUGCCAAGAGAACUCAAAACAGACCCAUUCACAAGACAACUUUAUAACAAAGCACUUCAAAAUGAUAGCUCGAAAGAAAAAAGCAUAAAAGUAAUGGUAAUAGGGUGUUAUAAACAUGGUAAGACGUCAUUAGUCAGAAGACUUCUUGGACAGAAAUUAGACGAUAGAGCGCCUACAAAUGGAAUAGAAGUUCAUAGAUGUAUUGCAAAGCCUAAUGGUGAAUGGAAAGAAGUGAAGACAGAAGAAUCAGAAAGAAAAUUCUUCAGACAACUUUCAAAACAAACGCCGGAAACAGAAGAUCAUGAAAGUACUCCUCAUAAAAUACUACCAAAUCAAGAAACUAGUACUAAAUCCAGAAAGGAAAAAUGUGUACAUGACUAUGACAGAGAAUAUUCAUUAUCUGCCUCUGACGCAUCUGCCACAAAACAGUCAGAAAAUAUUUUUCAGAAGUUCAAGAACGAGUUCCAAAUGUCUUUUGAUACCAAAGGUAAUUUAAACGACAUUAUAGAUUUAAGCAUCUUAGAUUUAAGCGGUAAGUUUACAUAUUAUGCAACGCAUCAGAUAUUGCUUUCAACACGCGCUGUAUAUAUCUUAGUAAUUAAUCUGAAAGACGAUCUAAAUGAAAUUUUGACUUACACUGAUAAUCCCGGUGAAACACAUACAAAAUCAUUGCGAGAAUACAUUUCAUUUUGGGUUAAUUCAAUUCACACCUUCGUUGGCACAGAAGAUGGAUAUUUCCCGCCAAUAUUUUUAGUGGGUACACAUAAAGAUGAAAUAGAUAUUGAUGACAGCAAAGUGUUUUCUGAAAUUAGGAAAAUGUUUAAGAACAAUCCUGCCUUAAACCAUCUACAAAUGAAAACAUUUUCCGUUUCAAAUACUAACACUGAAUUAUCAAAGGCAGAUUUUAUUUCUGUACGGUCUCUAAUAAUCGAAGUCGGAAAACAACAGCCCAUGACCUACUUUUAGAAUUCUUGCAGGGCCAUCAUAUUAUAGCAAACGUUCAAAAAUAUGACGAACAUAAUUCUACCAUUGUUCAAAGUGCAGGAUACUAUAUUGCUCCGAGUUUUUUGAAGUCGUCGGUUAGAAGUAAUAAAAUAAAAGCCUUUCUUAAAGGAAAGAAUACAUCUAACGUAUCUCUGAAAUAUGGACGUAUUUCCCAAAAGGUCUUACCUAUAUUAUUCAAUAAGAUACUUGCAGCAUUGGUUGGCAAAUGGCCUAUUAGCAACUUGGAUGAAAUUCCUUUGAUCUUUGACAAUUUUGUUGCUUGUGAGCCUCAGCGGGAUCACGCGGUUUUACUGAUUCUAGCAGAAAAUGGGAUAGAAUUACUCACGGUUAGUUUUCUUAAGAAAGUUGUUAGUUCUAAAAUCUGUGAUGAUUUUCGAAGGUUUGUUGAACAAAUUAUGAAAGAAGAAAUAUAUGAACUUCGUUUCAAAAAUGUUCAGCAAAACAAAGAACUUUUUUCUGUGUCCGUAAGGUGUAGACAUUCCUUUCAUAAAUAUAGGGGAAACAAAUGUACAUUUGCCCUUCAUGAGAUAAAAAGCAGCGAUACAGCCAUCCCAUGUCCAGACAAAAGAAAUCAUGAAAUAAAACAUGAAUACAUUUCACAGUGGUUUCCAGACACAAUGAUUACAAUGCCAACACGUAUUCAAACAAGAAGACUUAAUGCUAACGAAUACAGCAAACUGGCUGUAAAAUUUGGGAGAAAUUGGCAACAAUUUGCAAAUACGUUAGGGAUAAACAAUGAGGUAGUUGAGCAGAUAGAAAUUGAUAACUUUUCAGAGCAAUUUAGAAUAUAUCAAUUAUUCUUGAAAUGGGAUGAAAAGGAAGGUGAAAAUGCCUCUUUUGGUAAAUUAGUACAGACCGUUUUACAAACACCGGGUUUAUUGGUGGACUUGGAUGAGAUAAAAAACUUUAUGAACGACUUAUAAAAAUUUAGCGGGAAAACAAUAUCUGUGUAUAUUUAGUGGACAAGACAAAUUUGUGAAGAAUUCAAAAGCGAGCUAUAUUGUUUUCAUUUUAACUGGAAAAGUGCAUAUAUUGAUGUCUUUGCAAAAUACUACAAAAAUUGUUGUUUAAAAAUCAAAAUAUU